Helianthus annuus (common sunflower) is the source of this 1752-nucleotide messenger RNA. RefSeq names its product abscisic acid 8'-hydroxylase 1. Gene Ontology annotation, biological process: brassinosteroid homeostasis; brassinosteroid biosynthetic process; sterol metabolic process. Gene Ontology annotation, molecular function: oxidoreductase activity, acting on paired donors, with incorporation or reduction of molecular oxygen; heme binding; iron ion binding. The transcript is spliced from 9 exons. The coding region runs from base 76 to 1533 and encodes 485 amino acids. The record is from RefSeq and is a predicted model, not a curated record. Lineage: Eukaryota; Viridiplantae; Streptophyta; Magnoliopsida; Asterales; Asteraceae.
AUGAUGUUUUUGAGAAGUAAUCUUAACGUUUUUAUUCUUUCCCACUUUGUAUGCUAUUGUGUGUUACCAUAGAAGAUGAUGAUUUUGCAAAGGGAGGAAGUUUACUUACAUGUAAAAAACAAUUAUGAUAUAAUCUUGGCUAUACUGCUCUCAGGGUUGGUCACAAGUUUUCUUACCAAGAAACUGAGGAAAUCAUCCGAUGCCAUACCCGGACGCCUCGGUCUUCCUCUUGUUGGUGAAACAUUGUCUUUUCUUUCGGCUACUAAUAGUGCGAAAGGAUGCUACGAUUUCGUUCGAUUUCGGAGACAAAAAUACGGAAAGUGGUUCAAAACAAGACUGUUUGGCAAAGUUCAUGUAUUCGUCCCGAGUGUUGCGGGUGCAAAAGCAAUAUUCGCAAAUGAUUUUCAGUUGUUCAACAAAGGGUAUAUUAAAUCAAUGGCAGAUGCUGUUGGAAAGAAUAGUUUACUAUGUGUACCAGUCAAGAGUCAUAAACGAAUCAGACGCCUUCUGUCUGGUCCUUUCUCCAUGGAUUCGUUGUCCAAAUUCGUUCAGAAAUUCGAUAACAUGCUCUCCGAAAGAUUCAAAAAGCUGGCUGAUAGUGGCAAGUCUUUUGUGGUUCUUGACUUCAACAUGAAGAUAGCAUUCGAUGCAAUGUGCGGCAUGUUGAUGAGCAUCACCGAUGAAUCUUUGUUGAACAAAAUCGAAAAAGACUGCACAGCUAUUUCUGAUGCAAUGCUCUCUAUCCCAGUCAUGAUUCCAGGCACUAGAUACUACAAAGGCAUUAAGGCACGCGAAAGUCUCAUGAAAUUUUUUGAAGAAAUGAUUAAAAGUAGACGGAGUAGCAACGAGAGUCAUGAAGACUUCUUGCAGUCCAUGUUGGACAGAGAUCCGUUGGAUGACGAGAAGCUUGAUGAUUCAGAGAUUAUGGAUAACAUGUUAACAUUGAUAAUAGCCGGACAGACAACCACUGCGGCCGCAAUGAUGUGGAGUGUUAAGUUCUUAGAUGAGAACAAAGAAGUCCAAAACAUGUUGAGAGAAGAACAGCUGUCGAUACGCAGAAAUAAACCAACAGGGGCAUUACUUUGUCUUGAGGAUCUUAACAAGAUGUCUUACGGCUUAAAGGUCAUGAAAGAAACGUUACGAAUGUCAAAUGUGUUGCUAUGGUUCCCUCGUGUCGCGCUUGAUGACUGCAAAAUUCAGGAUUUUGAGAUAAAGAAAGGAUGGCAUGUUGAUAUUGAUGCUACUCACAUACACUAUGAUCCAGAACUUUACAAGAAUCCUUUGCAGUUCAAUCCAUCAAGAUUUGAUGAAGCACAGAAGCCAUACAGUUACAUACCUUUUGGAUCAGGACCUAGGACAUGCUUGGGAAUCAAUAUGGCAAAGGUGACAAUGUUGGUGUUCUUGCAUAGGCUAACAAGUGGAUACAAGUGGACAGUCGACGAUCAAGAUCUUAGCCUAGAAAAGAAAUCGCACAUCCCUAGACUGAAGAGCGGAGUGCCAAUUACGUUAACAACUCUAGAAGGUGACAGUUGAAAAAAAGCUCGCAUCAUAUCAAACUCGUUUUAGCAUUUCGCCAAUGGCGUUCGUUAUAAGUUCAACCUCUUCUAGCAUGUUGACAUUUAUGAGAUUUCAAAUCUGCAAUCGUGUAAUUAGCCCUUUUAUGGUUAUUCUUGUUGGAUCUAUGUGAACAAUAGUGCUAAUAACACAUGAUCGGUGAGACACAAAUAUUCACCAUCAAGUUAACGCCAGUCA